Sipha flava (yellow sugarcane aphid) is the source of this 2259-nucleotide messenger RNA. Its product is annotated as major facilitator superfamily domain-containing protein 12-like. Bases 710 to 2161 code for a protein of 483 amino acids. The record is from RefSeq and is a predicted model, not a curated record. Gene Ontology annotation, molecular function: symporter activity. Gene Ontology annotation, cellular component: membrane. The transcript has 8 exons. Lineage: Eukaryota; Metazoa; Arthropoda; Insecta; Hemiptera; Aphididae. Gene Ontology annotation, biological process: carbohydrate transport.
UCGCCGCCGGUACCGAGUGCACGCCCAUGUGCGAACGCGGUUCUGGUACACAUUUACGUACGGUAGGUACACGCCGUGAACACGUACAUGAUGCUUACAUUCGGGUGACCGUGGUCGUGUUGUAUAACACCUCCGCGCGGGUUUCGGACAGGCAGCGGAAGAAACCUGUCUCUAGCGCGUUUCAGUAUCCGUCCGCGUUUCGGUCAGUGCGCGCUUUCCGACCGUCCGCGCGGUGCGUCGCGUUCCGAGAACGUUUUGCUGCACGUUGUUCAUCGUUACUCUCCGGGUACAACCGUACGGUAUCGUAUCGCGAAUAUCGGAUUACACCGCAUUGUAUUGCGUUACGUCGCCGUAUCGGUUAGACGUUUGAAAAUAAAUUCAACAACACGUCCGCGAGUAAAAGUAAAUUAUUUUAAUGUUCACUACGGGUAUUCAUUCGGCUACCGUAUAACUUAUGUGCGGGCGUGCGUUGAUUCACUCGUUGUACCGUUGUGUUCGCCGUGGUGAACUGACGAGGAACGUUCGGUGAAAACCGAGAGAUGUAUGAUUAACCGUUUCAAUAAAAAAACAAAAAAAAAUCGUUUAGUGUACACUGGCCGUGCGAUUACGGGACGAGAUGAAAUCCGACCAAAAAUAAAUACAAUCUGCAGAGAAUAUCUUUAAGGCUCGAAGCAUUGUAUUCAACAUCGCACCGAUCGCAAUAAUAGAAAUGGAUCAAAACUACGGCGAUGAGUACGAACGGUUGCUGAGCGAGGGAGAUCGAUCGGAUACGGACGACCGUCACGAUGACAAGCACCCGCAAUCGUCACAGGACCAGUUGCAGCCACGACAGCAACCCGUCGAGAUCGGACAGAAAGUUGCUUACGGCUUUGGACACGUGUUCAACGACAUCACCGCAACCAUUUGGUUUUCCUACACCAUGGUGUACAUGCAAGAUGUCGUCGGCAUGUCUCCAGCCAUGGCAGGAUUUUUGCUGUUUUUCGGACAAACCAUAGAUGCCAUAUCAACACCUUUCGUGGGAAUUAUUGUUGAUAAAUUCGGAAACAAAAAAAAUUGGAUUCUAUUAGGCACUGCAUUGAAAACCAUAAGUUUCCCGUUAAUAUUUUACAUUUGGAAUCUAUCCAUGUUCGUAACCACUAUGAUUUAUGUUUGCGCAAUAUUUACGUUCCAAAUGGCAUGGGCUCUUGAUCAAAUUUCUCAUUUGUCUUUGAUACCUGAAUUGACGAGUUCAUCUGUAGAGAGGGGAAAAUUAACUUCAAUAAGAUAUAUGUUCAUAGUAUCCACGAAUAUUUUAAUGUUUAUUAUCGCUUGGUUCAUAUUCAGGGGUGUACGUAGUAAUAGCAACUGGAGCAGUCUCAUUGGUCCUAAUGAUUCACAAAAAUUUCAAAUAUUAGCAUUAAUCACCACAAUGGUUGGAGUGUUUUCUGCAUUGAUUUUCCAAAUGUUUUUGAAAAAUCCCAGAAAUAAUUAUAGAAAAUUGACCUAUGGACAGAACCGAGCGGUGAACUUUAAUAAAAUAAUUAAGUUUUGUAAAACCAUGCAGUUAUAUCAAGUGGCCGUUGUGUUUACGACGUGUAAAUUGUUGAUCAAUAUCGCUCUAAUUUACAUACCACUUUUUAUCAACGAAUCGGCAAUCGAUGAGUCCGGCACUAUUGCUAGCAUACCAUUAGUGGCGUAUUUGUCUUCUUUAGUCACCUCAAUAGGUGUGGAAUACAUCAAACCCCGAUAUAAAUCCGAUAAAAUAAUUUUUACACUGGGCAGCAUAACAUCAAUUUUUGGAUCGUGCUUAGUUUUCUUCAAUCCAAAUAAUGAACUAACAUACCAUUACUUAUGUUUGGCAGCUAUAUGUUUUGGUUCAGGAUCUGCAAUUACUUCGGUUCUAAGUCUUAGCAUCACAGCCAACUUAAUUGGAAAUGAUACAGACUGUGGAGCAUUCAUUUAUAGUGCAGUAACAUUUUCUGAUAAAUUGAUCAAUGGUUUGGUAAUCAUUGGAAUAGAAUUAAUGAAAUGUACAAAUUUGGAAGAAUGUUCUCACUACUAUAGGGAUGUCUUGGCAUUUAGCAGUGGAUUACUUGCCCUAAUAGGUUUAUUCGUAUUUUUAUCAAUACCAAAAAAACUUAUAAAAGCAUCAAAAAAUGCAUCAUCUCACAUAGGUUUUUAAUUAAAUUGUUGAUAUUAUGAAACUUGAAUGUUCCUUUGUUAUUUUAAGGAUUUAGACUUAUAAAGAGUAUAGAUUGAAUAUUUUUAUAAAUUAAUAAA